UUAAUUUCUAUCGACAUUCCGCAGUAAGCUGCAUUGUGAUAAAUUUAGAAUAGGGUAGGGCGAGACAGCACAAAUCGUUCAACGUGCGAAAGAGAAAAGGAAGGGAUGGCCAGGGAUGACGCAUCGGCUGCUGACUUCACAGGCGCCAGCGUCGAUUCACGAUGUCGUCACUAGUAACCGUAAGAAGUAGUGACAGUCAGCGGCUGUCCGUCGUUCUAAACGGGUAGAGAAUAUAAUUUUAUUGUAUACCUAUUCAAAGUGUUCUAGUUCACUGCGCCUUCCCUCUCCCUGUCCUAUCACUUUUGCGAGAGAACAAUAUAGCAGUGUGUCACAAACAGCCUGAGAGAAAUUACGUUGCAAAGAUGGGUGAAAAAACUGCAGAGCACAUUGUAAUGACACCAAAAUGCAAGACUUCGAAUUCCACAACACUGAUAAUAGAAAGGCAAACCUUGGAGCCUCCGGCAGAGAAUGGAAACGAGAGCAAUGUUCAUGUUGCUGGUGGCGAUCACAAAGGAAUUGUCAUCAACAAACAGGCUGCGGCUGUGACCAAUGGAGAAGUAUGCCCUGCCCAACUUUGCCUACAAUUCAGAGUGUUCCUGGUGAGUGCACAAACUGGAAAGCACACACAAGAACAAAGAACUCUUCAAUUCUGGUUCACCAAUACACUCUCCGAAACAGAACAGCCAAGCAUCGCACAAGAAUUUUUCAGGGAACUUGUCACUCCGCAAGAGUUUCCUAGAGAUUAUGUGGGAUUUAUAAAAAAGAUAAUGAAAUUGAUGCAACAUAAAUAUCCCAGUAUUAAAAAACUGGAAGUAGAAUUGAGACAACUGGAAGAACCAGUCACACUUCCAACCAGACCAUCUACUGGUCACUUACUAUUCACACUUCCUCUCUCUGAGAAAGUUAUAUGGACAUCAGUAUCUGCCGACGAAGCCAUCAUGGGUCAAGUAAUUGAGCUAACAGUAGAAAAAGUUCUGGAGCUUAUUGAGUCUGCCUAUCCGAAUCCAGUGACUGUGGUUGACAUAGCAAAGGAACAUGGAUGGGAAUCAUCAGACGUAGAGGCUAAAUUAAAAGAACUUCAAGAAAAAGGACUUAUCAAAGCAAUGGAUCAUGGAGCUUACACACGUGUCGUCCAUGAAGAUACUCAAGUCCAAGUAGUAAAACAGAUGCCAACAAUGGCAAGUGCAAAACAACCUACCAUAGCUAUCAUUACUGCUCAAUAUUGUGAGAAACUUGCUGUGGAUUCAAUGAUUGAAAACAAAGAAACUUUUGUUCGCUACACUACUGUUGGUACCGCAAACACACCAGAUACAACAGAUGGAGUUCCGCGAGUGAUAUGCCGUUUUGGGGAAUCAAACGUAUAUACUUUGGGCAAUAUCGGUGCACAUAGGAUUGUAUGCACUAAAUUGCCAACGGUGGGCCAUACUAGAGAAGCAAUGACUGCAGCUGGCAAUACUACUACUAGAUUGUUAGGUACGUUCCAAAAGGUGGAUUUUGUCUUUCUCGUCGGAGUCGGUGGUGGUGUUCCUCAUUACACGGAUUACAAUAAACACGUAAGACUAGGUGACGUAGUGGUAUCGCAUCCAACACCGUACAACAACAAGUAUACGUAUAUUUAUUGCGAAAGUGCCAAGAUGAACGAAAAUGGGAAUUAUCAUUUCGAGACCAAAGAAUAUUGCCCGCCAAAUCUUGGUCUUCAAGAAAUCGCGGCGACUCUUAAAAAAGAGGCUGAAAACGAAACAUUUCCGCCGUGGCAGACGUAUACGAAGGAAGGUUUGGAGAAUCUGAUCAAUCAGUCGGAACAUGACUUUAAUGCACCACCACCGGAAUCCGAUAAAUUAUAUAUGGUUAUUGGGGAAAGGGAUGUUAUCGAAGUAUCCCAUCCAAUUGCACCACAGGAUUCCAUGAAUAAAAAAAGAACUGACGGAUAUUCUCGAAUUCAUCUAGCACCGGUGGCAUCUGGUCGACAAAUCGCACGAGACGAUCAACUUAGGCAAAAGUUUGCAAGUCGAUUCGGUGCGCUCGCAUUUGACGCGGAAAUGGAUGCCGUGGUGGAGAGUAUUUUAGGUAAUUGCCGCGAAAAUUUCGUCGUAAUUCGCGGAAUUGCCGACUACAAAGAUGGUACCCGAAUCAAAGAAUGGCAGCCUUACGCGUCAUUAACGGCAGCCAGUGUAAUGAAAGCUAUAAUCUGCGCUAUGGAUCCACCGACCAAUGAUUAAUGUCACUCUUUCAUAUAGAUUUUAUAUAGUAUAACACGUAUAAUUUUUCAUAGAAUGAAUGAUAAAGUUUAAAAUCAAAACGACUGAUAGGUAUUGCACAAAGUACACAAAAGUAAUAAGCAGUCGGUGAACUUUGAUAGAUUCAUCACUCGUAAAAGUAGAUAGAUUUCGCAACAAUUAUUCUGUAGAAUACUUCACGCGCUGUUCAAAUCUUCUAUAGAUUUUUUUUAGAUUAGUACCAUUUUUACAAAUAUUUAAUUGACAGUAUUUUUUUAAUAUCUUCCUAUAGUCACAUUAUUGACUAUAUUAUAAACGAAAUUAGUCAAGCAUUCCCAAGAAUAUCGAGAAUAUUCGACUGUCACAUUAGUCAUUUAUUGCUUCCGUUUUUUGAUAUGUUAAAAACAGAAUAGUGCCAUUAUUAUUUACUAUAGUUGUCGCAUAAUGAAUUAUGAAAUGAGAUGAUUUCAUAUUGGUUCUUAGUGAGGAUAAACGUGUACAAUUAUAUUAGAUAUACAUGUUAAAUGAUGUGUGUUAUGUGAACACAUCCAUAUUUUCGACUUGAACACCAAAUCAAUGACGCUUUGAAGAAAAUCAUUUUCUAGAUAAAUGAUGAAUUUAGUGUCUCUAUUUAAUUUAAUUUAGCAAGAUAGUUACAUUUAUAUUUGCUAUAAUUUAAAUAAUGAAACAAUUUCAAUAGGUUUAAAUGAGAUGAAGGAUGCUAAUUUAUAUUUUCAAGGUAGCCAAUUAAAAAAAUUUAGUAGUAAUUCAGUUUAACUUAAUCGUAUAGAAUAGCUACAUGUUGCAUUCGUACUUGCUAUGAUUAAAAUCAUCAACCAAUUGCACCAAGUCCAAAUGAGAUAGAAUACUAAUUAAACAAAUUAUUAAACAAACUGUUCUAGAAAUAGAUGUGAUAGAGGCAACAGGAAACUGAAAGUAUAUUUAACAGUAUUUAUCAAAUCAGAAUCAAAUUAUCGUUACAAUAUUGCUGGAAUUAUACUACAUGUUUGUCAGAGUAUAUACAUAUAUAUAUAUAUAUAUUGACGUUUUCAACAACACAGAUAUUCAUUCUAUAUUCACAGUACACAUCUACGAGAAUCAUAAAUAUUUUUUUCUGAAAUCUCAGAUUACGAUGGGACAUGUAACAAAACUUUUUCUUAAAAUGUGCCAACGUGUUCAUACUUAUUAAAUUCACUGCCCUUGUAAAAUCUGAAUCUUGAAUACUAUCUUCGCGAACAUUUUCGAGACAAAUUUUUUGAACUAGAUCAAAUUUUCUCGUACAAUUUUCAUGUAAUCAAGAAAUUCUGCAUUUAAAAAAUAACAGGGUAGUGUAUAGAAAUAUUUAAUAUCUAAAUAUCGAAUUUGAGGAUAUGAACUUAAAGAGUAAGAGAAAAAAUAUAAAAAUAUACAUAUGAAGCAUAUAUGUAUAAAUGUUGUUAAUGAUAAAAGAAACCUUAAAAGUUUAGUGGAAAUCAAGAAUAACAUAAAAAUUACAAAAACACGAUUGAUUCCAACUAAAAACGUCUUUAAACUGCACAAGUAAAAUAUUUAUACUUAUUUUAUUUAUAUUUUUUUGCUAUGAAAAUAAUUUAAUAUUCCGUCUAUAUACUUCAUGUGCCGCGUUGUGCAAAUUAAAAAAAUGUUUAAGCAUAUAUAAAAUCUAUUUCGAAGAGGUUUAUUUGCUUAUAUGUAAGAAGAACAUUGACAAGUAUUAUAAGUGGUAGGAGGACCUAAAAUCAAUACGAAACGAGACAAAAAGUCACUUGUUGCGUAGAAGCACACAUUUGAAGUUCUAUCAAAUGUAGAGAAUGAUUAUGAUAUAUAUACAUAUACAGAGAGAUACGUAUAUAGAAUUUAUAUAUAUAUACAGAAAUAAAGUAAUAUAUAUAAUAUAUAUAAACUCGCACAUAUGCGCGCGCAAGUUUAUAUUAUAAAAUAUUAAAUUAAUUAACUUAUCUGAUGACAGAUUCCUAUUUUAGGCCUAAUGUUAAUUUUACGUACGUUUGAUAAAAUUCCCUUGUCAACCGAAGCUUAAAAGCUUCGAGCUUCCAAUCGCACAUUCGUAUUUGCGUUAUUAUUACAUACGUGCUUUCAAUACUAGUCGUACAACUGUGUUUUUUCUACAUGUAUUUAUAUUUACUACUUAUUAUUAGAUUACGAUAGAUUAUAAGUAGCUAAUAUAAUAUAUCAAUUAUUAUGUGACUGCUUAGUUCAUAUCUCUUCUAAGAAAAUGUUAUUUUUUAUUAAUGAACUAUUCUUUAUUUAAU
This is a messenger RNA of Nylanderia fulva, 4483 nucleotides long. RefSeq lists its product as uncharacterized. Gene Ontology annotation, molecular function: catalytic activity. Gene Ontology annotation, biological process: nucleoside metabolic process. Lineage: Eukaryota; Metazoa; Arthropoda; Insecta; Hymenoptera; Formicidae. The record is from RefSeq and is a predicted model, not a curated record.